Tachysurus vachellii is the source of this 2192-nucleotide messenger RNA. Its product is annotated as nuclear factor 7, brain-like. Lineage: Eukaryota; Metazoa; Chordata; Actinopteri; Siluriformes; Bagridae. The transcript has 9 exons. Gene Ontology annotation, molecular function: zinc ion binding; protein binding. The record is from RefSeq and is a predicted model, not a curated record. The coding region runs from base 374 to 1783 and encodes 469 amino acids.
UAACUGCUACCUGUGUGUUCCUGUUUAUGUAGGAUAUAUUUUAUACAGAUUGUAAACACUUUUCCGUUCACCUUGAGAAAACCGGCAAGAUUUAUUAAGGCAGUUGCUGAAUUUAGACUGCAGCAAACGUCCAAUGGUGUUUCUCCACAGAUGUUAUUGAGCGUUUGGCAUUGCAGGUAGUAAGGUAACACAGGUACUUGUUUUUUUCCCCCCCAAAAACACUCCUUCUCUGCUCCCUACUGCCUUCUUAUGUUGUGAACUACACCUUUCACCUACAGGAAGUGCACAUUCUGAGCUAACUGCAGUCCUUUACAAACAGCCUGCAGUGUACUGCUCUGAAAUUUAUCCAGACUGGAGCAGGUAACAAAACAAAAUGGCUUCUAGGUUUUCAGAGAAGGAUUUGUCCUGUCCUGUUUGCUAUGACAUCUAUAAGGAUCCUGUUGCUCUGAGCUGCGGUCACAGUGUGUGUAAAGUGUGUUUGCAGCGGUUCUGGGAGACCAAAAGUGUCAGAGAAUGUCCUAUCUGUAGGAGGAAGUCUUCUCGAGAAAACCCUCCCUUUAACUUGGCCCUUAAGAACCUGUGUGAGACUUUCUUACAGGAGAGAUCUUCAUCAGCAUCUGAAACAGUCUGCAGUUUGCACAGUGAGGAACUCAAACUCUUCUGUCUGGAUGAUCAACAGCCGGUUUGUAUAGUGUGUCGAGAUUCAAAAAAACACAGUGACCACAAAUUUCACCCCAUUGAUGAGGCAGCAACAGACUAUAGGGAGGAGGUCAACACUGAAUUAAAACGCCUACAGGAGAAGUUGAAGAACUUUGAAGACUGCAAACUGAACUGGAGUCAGACUGCAGAACAUAUAAAGAUUCAGGCCCAACACACAGAGCAUCAGAUUAAGGAGCAGUUUGAGAAACUUCACCAGUUUCUACGAGAUGAAGAGGCAAUCAGGAUCGCUGCACUGAGAGAGGAAGAGGAGCAGAAAAGUCAAAUGAUGGAGGAGAAGAUUGAGAAGCUGAGCAGAGACAUAUCAUCUCUUUCAGACACAAUCAUAUCCAUAGAAGAGGAGAUGAGAGCUGAAAACGUCCUGUUCUUACAAAACUACAAGGCCACAGUGAAAAGAGCCCAGUGCACACUGCAGGAUCCAGAGGAGCUUUCAGGAGCACUGAUCCAUGUGGCAAAACAUCUGGCCAACCUGAAGUUCAGAGUCUGGGAGAAGAUGCAGGACACUGUCCAAUACACGCCUGUAACUCUGGACCCCAACACUGCUCAUCCUAAACUCAUUGUAUCUGAUGAUCUGACCAGUGUGAGACUCAGUGUUGAGAAACAGAAACUUCCUGAUAAUCCAGAGAGAUUUGAUGAAGAUGAAUGCGUCUUGGGCUCUGAGGGCUUCAACUCCGGGACACACUGCUGGGAUGUUGAAGUUGGAGACUGUACACAGUGGUCACUGGGUCUAAUGACAGAAUCUGCUCAAAAGAAGGGAAAAAAAUGCAAAGAAAGUGGAAUCUGGUGUAUGUGGUAUAAGAGCGGUACAUAUGCAGCAGGUUCAACACAAUCUACUCGCCUCUCAGUAGCACAAAAACUCCAGAGGAUCAGAGUGCAGCUGCACUGGGAAAGAGGAGAGGUGUCAUUCUCUGACCCUCUCACAAACACACACAUAUACACAUUCAAACACACAUUUACAGAGAAAGUACUGCCAUUUUUAAUUAAUACGUAUAAAGAGACUUCUUUGAAGAUCCUCCCAGUUCCGUGCUCUGUAUCAGUGAAUCAUUUAGAGCUAAUUAAGAAAUAAAGUAUUAUAAUCAUAUGCUUUAUUAUCAUUCUAUUAUUUGUUUUCUUUAUAUCCUUACAGUCUGGUUUGUUCUGUUGUAUCAAUAAUUAUAAUUCAGUCUUGCACAGACCUACAAUGUACAGUAUAAGUACAGUAUACAUGUUAUGUAUUUAAUUUAAUCACGUCAUAAUUUCAUUGCUGAUUUUCUUGUUACAAGUGCUAUAAUUAUCUCUUUUUUUUUUUUUAAACAUUUCAUUGCUACCAAAACUGCUCAGGGCUGACCUACAGCUUUUCAAAAUACAGCUAUUAAAGCUAUUUAAAUUAUGUGUAUAAUUGUGUAUAUAAGGCAUUUAUCUGUCUUUUUCAGUUAUCUGUAGAGGUAUGCCAAUACACUCAGGUCAUUAUUUCAAUUCAAUUUAAAAAAUAUUUU